Molecule: messenger RNA, 4559 nt
Organism: Galleria mellonella (greater wax moth)
Lineage: Eukaryota; Metazoa; Arthropoda; Insecta; Lepidoptera; Pyralidae
Product: alpha-(1,3)-fucosyltransferase C-like
Exons: 3
Coding region: 298-1590 (430 amino acids)
Cellular component (GO): membrane
Molecular function (GO): alpha-(1->3)-fucosyltransferase activity
Source: RefSeq, a predicted model, not a curated record
CUCCCUAUUUCAUUGACCUUGGGUGCCAGUUUGCGGGUCGCGCCCCGAGCGUGCGCUGCGGCCGCUCGUUCCGUGGUUACACUAUUUAGAACAUUUUCUAACACAGUGCUUUAUUAAAAACGCUCUUCCAUAGCAAAUGGUACUGUAGAAUAUCAAAUGAGUGGUGUACAUUCCCGUAUUUUAUGGAUUUCAACAUAAAACAAGUACAAGCAAAGGAAGUUGCAAUUUUGUCAAAACAAAGACAAAUGCUCACUGAAGCCAAGUUGUUUAUAAGCGCCCGAGCAUGCGCCGACGGAAAUGCCUCGCUUCACUUCUCCAGUUACCUCUUUCCACACAAUACUGAAACAGUUUUUUACCAUUAGAUUUCUAAUCGUUAUCAGCUGUAUUAGUUUUAUUUUCUCAGUUCUCUGGAUUGAAUCCAUAAAGAGAAAGUAUUUGCCUUCCACCAAUGAAAUUAUUGUUCAAGAGGCCAUUGAAAAUGUGGCCAGAGAUAUUAGAUACUUUGACGUCUAUCGUAAGGUGGAAAACUUACCGAAACACCUCAAAUAUAUACUUCUGUGGACAUCAAAAGACUUUUCUCCGUUUUAUUUAUUUGGAAGUGGACAGCGUGGAUUCCUCAAUAAUAAUUGCUCGGUGAUAAACUGCUAUGUGACUGAUGAUAGGAAUUUAUUCAAUGGUGAUAUUACUAAAUUUGAUGCUAUAGCCUUCAACGGACGCAAUAUGAAAUAUUAUGAUUUACCUACAAAAAGAGCGCCACACCAAAAAUACAUUUACGUAAACAUGGAGUCCAAUGAUAACUAUCCUGUUUGCAAUGCGAAAUUUGAUAAUUUCUUUAAUUUAACCUCGACCUAUAGAUUAGAUUCCGAUAUUCCUUUGCCGUAUAUUUUAAUUAAAAAUUCAAACGGAGAUAUAGUUGGACCGAAGAUAGAUAUGGAAUGGGAUGAAGAUAUGACUGAUGUAGAUGAAGAAUUGCCUUAUAGAAUACAUAAUAAGAGCAAAGCGGUAGCUUGGUUUGUUUCACAUUGCACCAACAAAAAUGGUAGAUAUACGUUUGUGAAAAACUUGCGAAGGGCAUUGAACCCUUACGGUUUAGAUAUUGAUAUAUACGGGUCAUGUGGACAUUUGCAAUGUCCGAUAGAGCGUAAGUCAGAAUGUGAUAUUAUAUUAGAGAGGGACUAUUAUUUUUAUUUAUCAUUAGAGAAUUCGUUCGAUAAAGAUUACGUGACGGAGAAACUGUUAACUGCCUUGCAACAUGAUGUUGUACCCAUUGUCUACGGAGGUGCUAAUUAUUCAAGGUUUCUUCCACCAGGCUCGUACUUGGACGCCCGUCAGUAUAGCGUUCAGCGGCUAGCAGCAACCAUUGCACAGCUCAUCAACUCACCAAAGUUAUACCGUAGCUACUUCAGGUGGAAAUAUCACUACACGUACCACGAUCCUCAAGCCGUUGAAAAUGUAUGUGCCAUGUGUGCGGCGCUUAACAACAAAUUUAUUAUGCAAACACCAAAGGUAUAUAGAGAUUUUAGAACGUGGUGGAAUCCAGAUUAUGCGGAGCGUUGUCAUUUCUGGGCCGUUUUAGCAAGUAGCAUUUGAAAAAGUAUUUCUUUUUUUUUUUAAUGUAAGUGUUGCCACGUUUUCUAAUGACGAUUGUUUGCAAAUAAUCAUCUAAUUUUAUUUUUAUGCCAGCUACCUCUUAAUGUACGAACUGAUUUGAACGUAUUUAAUGCUUCUAAGCUAUUUUAAUUACUUUUUUUUUAGUUUAUAGUAGUAAAAAUGCAAUAACUAGUCCUCUAUUAUCAUUAAUAUAAUAUGAAAAGGUAGAAUAAUGAAAUUCAUUCUGUAAAUCAUAAUAAUAAAUAUAAAAAAUAAAAAGUUAUAUUAUAAAAUUUAAUACUAAUGUUACCUAUUAUUUUAUUAUUACUUUUUUUUUAUUACUUUUAUUUAUUAUCGGCUUUAUAAAUUAGUAGUAAUAUUUAAUUUUGAAAAUUGUCAUAUAUAUAUAUUAUACGUCAUAGAAUAUUAUUUAUAAAUUUAUUUAUAUAUUAUCACGCCAAGUCCUUUUGGGGAAUAAGCAGAGAGAACCAUAUAUAUAUCUCUUGUUUUUCACCCAUUACUCGUUUUAUGAUACUACGGAUAUUUACGGGUUUUGGCUGAUUUAUAACAACACCUUCACGCUAAAAAUGGUCAGUGGAUGUAAACCAACAAGAUUAGAAUAUUAUUUUUAUAAUAUUAUAAGAGUUCAUAGACAUGACUCAUCUAUACUAAUUUUUUUCCUAUAUAUUAAUCGUUGAUAUUAAUUAUAAUAAUAAAAAAUAAUAUUAAAAAAAACAUAUAUAGUAAUUACAUAGUGUUGUUUUACCUUUUAUUUUUAUAUUUACUUAGUGAUUCCUAACAAGUUGGUAAUGUCAGCCGAUUUGGAUCUAAAUAUCUCAUAUUAAAAGCGUUUAUUGAUUAAAUUAUUUAUUUAUUGCUCAAACUUACUGUAAGAAGUUAUUUUAUAUGAUACAACCCAUUAAAAUCGAUACAUGUAGACAAGUAAUUAGCAAAAAUGCACUUCUAUGUUUAUGUUAGUAUUUUUAAAACAAUUCACAUAACUAUUUGUUUCAUAAAUAGUUUUUAUUUUUGUUUUUAAUUUUAUUACGUACUAAUGUUGAUUACAUUACGCAUUAAUGUAGGUACGUAACAAUUCUAAUUAUAUUAUUAUCUUUAAAAUUUAAUUUUAAAUAAUGAAGUUUUCUAUUAAUGGCCUAAAGAGGAGUUGUAUUAUAUUGUAUUAUAUUUUUUUAUUAUUUAUUUUAUUAUUUAUUGUUGCAUUUAAACUACAUUGCCAAAUAGAUUUUAAAUAGAGUGAUGAGUAAUGCAUAGAAUGAUAACAUACUUUAUAUAUACAAAUUAACAAACGAUUUUCCCAUUUUUUUUACUUAUUAAUAUUAAUAUUGAUACAAGUCAGUAGAGUCCAUUCUAUAAAUGUUUAAAUUAAAAUUUAAUGGACGCAAUUAGUACUAUGCGUAUGUGUUGAAACAAGUUUAAAACUAAUCGACCAUUCCAAAAAAAAUAUAUGAAAAUCAAAUUGGUUUUUCUUAUAAAUGAAACAACUAGGACACAUAAAUAUUUAUAUGAAUUAAAAAAUACUAAUGUAGGUUUAUUACAAGUCACUACCAACACUGUAAUUGGUUAAAUAAUAUUGUCAGUUAACAAGGAUACCAAAUUUGUGAGGCAAAGUUUUCUGUCUUAAUUGCAAACUAUUACAAAUUUAGAGUUUUAUUAAUCUUCACAUCAUUUUAAUAUGUAUUAUUUAGUUGUUUAUUUUAUAAAAAUAUUUAAUACUUAACUAUUUAUAUAAAAUAAUAAUAAUAAAUAAUAAAACAACAGAAUGUGUUAUGUAGAAAAUACCAAAAUACUUAUUGUAUUUAUUAAAUGCAUUUAUAAAAUAUUUUUUAAGUAUUUUAUUGUACUUAAAUUUUGAGUUUAGGCUAAUAGUUAUCAUAAUCGUUUAUUUAACUCAUUACAUUCUUUAUGCAAUAAAAUAUUGUUUAUUAAUUUAUUGAUUUUUAACUCAUAAAUAAUAAUAAAAAAUAUUAGUCGCAAGAGUUACUUCCGAACGAGAAUCUCAACGCAAUAAUUUUUACAAGUUUUGUCACAAUUUUUAAAAUUAUCUUGUAUAGGAUUAGAUCAAUUAAGUAACAUACUUUGAAGUCUUAUUGAAGUGUAGUCAUUAAAAAUAGUGUUGCAGUAUUAUAUUCCAUACAUAUUCAUAUACAAACAUGUAAAAGAACAUACAAACUGUAUAAAGUUUUAGUUUUCUCCGUACGAUGUAAAUUUAAUUAUUAUUUACGUUAUUAAUUAUAAAAAAUCAUAAUAGGUUCUGUAUUGUUAUUGGAAAGACUUUUAAUUUUUUAUUUGUAAGCUAUUGAAAAAUGAUGAAUUAAAAAUUUGUUUUUACAAUAAAAUAUUGUUACAUGUGUUUGCAAAAAUUGUAGAUUCGUACUCAUUUGAAAUUGGUUCGUUACUAUGGGGCAAAUUUUAGCCUAAACAUAAUAUUAGAGAGCUGGUAAAAAAAAUUUUUAAAUUCAAAAUAUAAUAAAUAUAUAUUAUAUAAUGUUAUAAAAUUAUAAAUGUGAUGUGGCACAUCGAUAAUGUAUACCCGUUUGUUAUAAAUAUCUUAGUGUAGAUGGAAUAGAUAGAGUAAAUACUAAAAUUUGGGAUAUUUAAUAUACAUAGGUAGCUAAUUUUCCUGGAUAAACGAUUCACGUAAUUAUAUUAAAUUUUAUUUGUUUUUGUACAUUAUUUUUGUUAACAUCAAUCUCAUUGGUUUUAUUUAUAGUUUAAAAUGGUCAAUUUAUAGUUUAAAAAAUAUUCUGUUAUUAUAAUUGUAAAUUAUAAUAAAUAUAUCUGUAACGUCUCUUUAUAGGCUUCCUCUGAAUUUAUAGUGAUAGAUUUAAACGUGUAUUUUAUGUAUUAUACUUAUAUAUAUUAGGCAACUGUUAAAAUUAUGCCUUAAACAUCGUUGUUGUUAAUGAAGUGUUAUUAAUUAAUAUAUCAAUAAAGGAAUAUGAUAUAAA